UUCCACGUUGACGUAGACGGUUCAUUCACCCUUGGACUUGGUAAUCAACUUUGGUACUUACUAGUAACUACUAGUAAUAAUUGAACAACAACAAGGGUAUGGUUCAACAACUGAAUUGAAAUAGUAUUUCAUUAGAACAGUUAGUUAUAACGAGACAGAGAGUGGUAAUCAUCAAUGGAUUUUGUUCAACAACUGACUUCCCUUGACUGGCAACAAGAAUCCUACCCUGCCUUUCAUGAUUUCUUCAUUAUACCUAUCUUCACUCUCUUCUUCCCUUCCCUUCGUUUUCUUCUCGAUAGGUUCAUCUUUGAGAAAGUGGCCAGACGGUUGAUUUUUCGAAAAGGACAUGAUGUGCAUGAUUUUCAGACAGAUGAUAGGAGAAAGAAGAUUAGGAAAUUUAAGGAAUCAGCAUGGAAGUGCGUGUAUUUUCUGUCGGCAGAAAUUUUUGCUAUAUCUGUAACAUACGAUGAACCUUGGUUUACUGAUACAAAAUAUUUUUGGGUCGGGCCAGGGAAUCAGAUAUGGCCAGAUCAAAAGAUUAAAUUGAAAUUGAAGGGGCUGUAUAUGUAUGGUGCUGGAUUUUAUUCAUACUCCAUACUUGCUUUAAUAUUCUGGGAAACUAGACGCUCUGACUUUAGGAUUUCCAUGACCCAUCAUGUUGUCUCUCUCAGUCUCAUUGUGUUAUCCUACAUUUUUAGGUUUGUUCGAAUUGGAUCAGUUGUUUUAGCCCUUCACGACGCUUCUGAUGUGUUUCUGGAGAUAGGCAAAAUGGCCAUAUACAGCAGUGCAGAAUCAAUAGCUAGCUUUGCGUUUAUCCUUUUUGUCUUGUCUUGGACCAUACUGCGCAUCAUUUACUACCCAUUCUGGGUUCUUCGAAGUACAAGCUAUGAAGUGAUUGACACCUUGAAAUUGGACAAGCAUCUGGUGGAUUAUUCAAUACAUUAUCAUGUAUUCAAUACUCUUCUAUUCUGCUUGCUUGUUCUUAAUAUUUAUUGGUGGGUGCUAAUGCUUCGGAUGCUUGUUGGUCAAAUCUGUGCAAAAGGGAAAGUUAGUGAAGAUAUCCGAUCUGAUUCUGAAGAUGAACAUGAACAUGAGGAAUGAACAUGAAAACAAAAUUGGCUAUUGUCUCACUUUUUGAAAUGGUAUCAAAUUUUUUACAUGCACCUAGGCAUGUCAUAUAUUGUCACAUUUUAUGUUAUAACAAUGUAAAAUUCACCAAAAUUUAGUGUAUAUAAACACUAAGCUGCUUGUACAAAACAUUUAUGCUAAUAGUUCAUAUAAUCAUGUAGAAAUGUUCCCAUACAGAUGAAAAUUUGAGCCUACAUUUCUUUUUAUCGCUCAAUCAA
Messenger RNA from Medicago truncatula (barrel medic), 1346 nucleotides. Its product is annotated as ASC1-like protein. Gene Ontology annotation, molecular function: sphingosine N-acyltransferase activity. Gene Ontology annotation, biological process: ceramide biosynthetic process. The coding region runs from base 175 to 1101 and encodes 308 amino acids. The record is from RefSeq and is a predicted model, not a curated record. NCBI's taxonomy places the organism in Eukaryota, Viridiplantae, Streptophyta, Magnoliopsida, Fabales, Fabaceae. The transcript is spliced from 6 exons. Gene Ontology annotation, cellular component: membrane; endoplasmic reticulum.